AACAACAACCUCUCCACGCACCUCGUUGCCUGGAGAGCCCCUGAUGACCCAUCUACGAGUGACUACUCCUUGGGUGGUGACUCAAGCCUCCAGAUCCUCGUUUGGAAUAGGACGAGGCCAUACUGGCGCAGGGCUGCGCUGGAUGGUGUAUUGGUCUCUGCCAUGUAUCAGAGGGAAUCAGGUCCCAUCAUGUCCCAAACAAUUGUCAACAGAGGUGGUGAGUUUUACUUGACGUACACUGUCUCUAACGGCUCACCAGGCAUGCGCAUGGUGCUGCACUACAUGGGCAUGGUGAAAUUCCUGGCGUGGAACAACAACUCAUUAGCUUGGGAGGUUUUCUUUGAGCGGCCCGGUCCUAGCUGUGACCGCUAUGCUUCAUGCGGCCUGUUUGGCUAUUGUGAUACCACGCAUGCAGUUGCGACGUGCAAGUGCCUUGAUGGAUAUGAAUCUAUUGGUCUUGACUUUUCCCUAGGAUGUCAGAGAAAGAAGCAGCUGCAUUGUGGUCAAGGAGAUAGUUUCGUUACCUUGCUUAACAUGAGGACUCCCGACAAGUUCAUGGUCAGCUCACUACUACCAAUACAGUAUCACAGUAGAUAUCCAUAUAUGUUUUUCUCUUUCUCUUUUGUUUCCCUCUCCCUUCCACUCCGUAAGAAGACUGGUGCACUGAAGAUUGUACUCCCAGUCACGGCAAGUCUACUGAUACUUGUGUGCAUUUGUCUUGUCUGGAUACGCAAGUUGAGAGGCAAGGACCAAACCAAGGUUCCCCUAAAUUUUGCGAUGCUAGAACCGGACAGUUCUGAUGGACUAUACGAUGAGAAUUCAAUUUUUUUGUGGAUCAGCUACGAAGACAUUGUCCCUGCUACAGACGGUUUCUCUAACUCCAUUGUGCUUGGAAGAGGGGGCUUUGGCAUAGUAUACAAGGGAAAACUGGAAGGUGGCAAGGAAGUUGCUGUUAAAAGGCUAACCAAGUGCUCUGAUCAAGGAAUGGAGCAUUUUAGAAAUGAAGUAGUUCUUAUUGCAAAACUGCAGCACAGAAACUUAGUUAGACUUCUUGGUUACUGUGUCCAUGGAGCUGAGAAGCUUCUUAUUUACGAAUACUUACCCAACAAAAGCUUGGACUACUUCCUAUUUG
Molecule: messenger RNA, 1132 nt
Organism: Triticum dicoccoides
Lineage: Eukaryota; Viridiplantae; Streptophyta; Magnoliopsida; Poales; Poaceae
Product: G-type lectin S-receptor-like serine/threonine-protein kinase At4g11900
Exons: 5
Biological process (GO): protein phosphorylation; recognition of pollen
Molecular function (GO): protein kinase activity; ATP binding
Source: RefSeq, a predicted model, not a curated record